Molecule: messenger RNA, 282 nt
Organism: Bipolaris maydis ATCC 48331
Lineage: Eukaryota; Fungi; Ascomycota; Dothideomycetes; Pleosporales; Pleosporaceae
Source: RefSeq, a predicted model, not a curated record
UCAGAUGAGAACCCAGUAUCUAGAAGGGCGAUUGGCAGAAGCUGUCGCUGUAUCUGACAGUCUCCGGAAGGAUGUAGACGCGAUGGCGGAGUGGAUCCAGCGCAUCUAUGACCAUCUCGAUUCAUCAGUAGCGCCAUCUGCCCCUACCGAAAACUGUUCACAGGAACGCGGCGAGUGAUCUCGGUUCGGAAACCGUCAAGUGCUGGAAACCGUUAUGGAUUGGUGUAAGUGUAUGGAUGAUUGCAUAUAUCUACACAGGUACCUGUUCAUGUAGUAGUAAAG